ACCCUAUCUGCUUCUUCCGCGAUUUUCAUUUUUUCUGCAGCUGGAACUUUUGCUGGUACUUGUCUAGUCGUCUUCUCCUCUCGUUCUGUAUCAACACAAACGACGGCGUUGAGAGCUCCUCCGGUCCGCAUAUACACUUGGGCAAAUGUCUUUGGUUUGUAGCUCUAGGCUAAUAAGCAGAGAUUAUGGGGUUUUCUUAAUUUCUCCAACCCCGUCGUCGUCCUCUUUCGCAACAUAUACGACGUUUUCGUUUUCAUUGGGGCAUCCUGUACUAUUUAAUAAGUUCCCACCAAUACCAUGUCGUCGACCACCCUUGUCUUCUUCCUCGCCGUCGAGGAGACGAACCCUAGUUUGUUCCAAGUCAUCUGAAGAAGAAGAAGAAGAGGUAUCCUCUGGUGGAACACAAGUGGACGAGUGGUUACAGAGACUGCCGGAUAAGAAAAAGCCCUUGUACUCUCAUAGCUUGCCUUGCGUGGAGGCAUGGUUGAGGAGCUUAGGGUUUCAUCAGAGCAAAGAGGAUAGAGCUGUUUGGUUUGUGGAGAAUCCUGAUUGGCAUGCCCAGCUCUCCCUUGAUGUCACGGACCUCUACAUUAGGUACCUAAAGAGUGGACCAGGAAAUUUAGAAAAAGAUGUUGAAAGGAGAUUCAGUUAUGCACUAUGUAGAGAGGAUAUUGAGAAUGCCAUACUUGGAGGGCCAUAAGGAUGAGAAAAUGCAGAUCCAGUUUUACUGUCUGUUCCACAUUCAGAGGGUUAGAGGAUCCAGAUUGACCAGUAGGUGAAGAAUUUUUUCUCAGGAUUGAUGAUGCAAUAAUUUGAUUUUUUUUUUAUUUUUUUUACUCCAGGCGUGGUCAAAUAAUUUUCCUGUGUUUUGUACAACCCUUCGGGGGGUUUUUUUUUGAAAAUAUUUUUCCUUGAAUAGAAAAAUAAGUGCAUGUAAAAACGUAAACAGACAGACUGGUAGUGAAGGAGCUCGGAACAGAUUUUAGAAUAUUCCUUAAUUUUCGGAGAUUGGUACAGCAAUGUUGCCCGCCCUUGGUACGAGAUUAGAUUCAGGGACUUUUGAUUUAUACAAAAUAGCUUUUGUUUCACAAAUAUAUAAAGUGUGUUGGGAUAGAGUAUUGUUUGAAA
This is a messenger RNA of Coffea arabica (coffee), 1128 nucleotides long. RefSeq lists its product as uncharacterized. The record is from RefSeq and is a predicted model, not a curated record. Lineage: Eukaryota; Viridiplantae; Streptophyta; Magnoliopsida; Gentianales; Rubiaceae.